This is a messenger RNA of Talaromyces proteolyticus, 936 nucleotides long. Its product is annotated as redoxin domain-containing protein. The record is from RefSeq and is a predicted model, not a curated record. NCBI's taxonomy places the organism in Eukaryota, Fungi, Ascomycota, Eurotiomycetes, Eurotiales, Trichocomaceae. Gene Ontology annotation, cellular component: cytoplasm. The transcript has a single exon. Gene Ontology annotation, molecular function: thioredoxin peroxidase activity. Bases 150 to 800 code for a protein of 216 amino acids. Gene Ontology annotation, biological process: cell redox homeostasis; cellular response to oxidative stress.
GGUUCAGGUAUGCGGAAAAAUAUAUAAGUAACUCGUUUCCAGUGUUCAAGUUAGAUAUAGCUUUCAUACCACAAGAGACACCAGAAACGAACUCGUCUUUCAUCAGCUCCAGUCAUAUCUUGAGUAACUUUUUUAACCUGUCAUCAAAGAUGACCCAACAAGCCCAACUUUCCGCUAUUCUCGACAAAUUCCACCAAACUACACCUAAGCCAGUCCAAUCGGUGAUUAACAAAACUCGGAACGACUUCAUUGCUUCCUUCGACCCCAAGAAGGCGAUACAUGUCGGUGACCAUCUCCCUGAGUUCCGUCUUACCGAUGCCGUUGGCACUCAACGUGAGAGCGGCGAACUCCUGACUCAUGGACCGCUUUUGAUCACAUUUUACCGUGGUGAAUGGUGUCCAUUCUGUAACAUUGCUCUUGUUGGAUUUCAGAAAAUCAUGGACGAUAUCAAAGCGAAUGGGGUCACCUUUGUGGCCAUCAGCCCACAGCUGCCUAACGAGUCGUUGAGUACCGCGGAAAAGCACGAUCUGCAAUUCCCCGUACUUUCUGACGUAGGAAACGAAUAUGCAAGGCAGCUAGGCAUUCUGUUUCACCAACCAGAUUCUCUUAGACCGAUCUUUGAGAAGUUCGGCCACAGUUUGCCAGAGCGCAACGGCGACGAUUCGAUGAUUGUCCCAGUACCAGCGACUAUUCUGGUUGACAAAGAUGGAAUUGUAAAGAAUUUAUUCCUUGAUCCAGACUACACAAAGAGGGUUGAGCCUGCGACAGUUCUGGAGUGGAUUUCUGCAUUGAAACAUUGAGAGCACUAGAAACAUGUCAGACUAUGUUGGAUGAUGUUCUAUAUUUUGAUUCCGCUAGCAAGGAGUUUAUUCUAUAUAAGAAUAUUUACUAAGAACCUAGUUUAAAAAAGUUAUAGCUGAUAACUUUAGCUCGGCC